This is a messenger RNA of Chanos chanos (milkfish), 1791 nucleotides long. RefSeq names its product fizzy/cell division cycle 20 related 1a (gene fzr1a). Gene Ontology annotation, molecular function: anaphase-promoting complex binding; protein binding; ubiquitin ligase activator activity. Bases 48 to 1535 code for a protein of 495 amino acids. The transcript is spliced from 13 exons. Gene Ontology annotation, cellular component: anaphase-promoting complex. Lineage: Eukaryota; Metazoa; Chordata; Actinopteri; Gonorynchiformes; Chanidae. Gene Ontology annotation, biological process: anaphase-promoting complex-dependent catabolic process; positive regulation of anaphase-promoting complex-dependent catabolic process; positive regulation of ubiquitin protein ligase activity. The record is from RefSeq and is a predicted model, not a curated record.
ACAUCUGUGAAUUUACGUCUUACUGCCUACCUCUUUGAUUCACCUCGAUGGACCAGGACUAUGAGUGCCGGUUAUUACGGCAAAUCAACAUCCAGAAUGAUAACACCAGUCCUAUGAAAGUGACACAAACGAUUCGUCACCUGACGCCCACGAAGUCCCCAAUGUCAUCCCCCAGCAAGCACGGGGACAGGUUCAUCCCAUCCCGAGCUGGAGCCAACUGGAGCAUCAAUUUCCACAGGAUCAACGAGAAUGAGAAAUCACCGAGCCAGAAUAAAAAAACAAAGGAUGCCUCGUCAGACGCCAGCAAAGCAGAUGGGUUGGCGUAUUCAGCUCUGUUGAAGAACGAGCUGCUUGGAGCGGGGAUAGAGAAAGUUCAGGAUCCGCAGACGGAAGAUCGGCGUUUGUUACCGUCCACGCCCGAGAGGAGAAGUCUUUUUAAUUAUUCUCUCAGUGCCAAGAGGUCAACCCCUGAUGAUGGCAACUGUGUCUCCCCAUAUUCCCUCUCUCCUGUCAGCAGCAAAAGCCAGAAGCUGUUACGGUCUCCACGGAAACCCACUCGUAAAAUUUCGAAGAUUCCGUUUAAGGUGCUAGACGCGCCUGAGCUACAAGAUGACUUCUACCUCAACCUCGUGGACUGGUCCUCCCUUAACGUUCUCAGCGUCGGACUUGGAACGUGUGUUUACCUCUGGAGUGCCUGCACCAGCCAAGUAACCCGGUUAUGUGAUCUAUCAGUGGAGGGAGACUCGGUCACGUCAGUUGGCUGGUCUGAAAGAGGAAAUCACGUGGCGGUUGGAACACAUAAAGGAUUUGUACAGAUAUGGGACGCAGCUGCUGGCAAGAAACUGUUUGCAUUAGAGGGUCACACCGCGCGAGUCGGUGCGCUGGCGUGGAACGCAGACCAGUUGUCGUCCGGUAGUCGGGAUCGCAUGAUCUUACAGAGGGACAUUCGCACGCCCCCCCUCCAGUCGGAGCGCCGUCUGCAGGGUCACAGGCAGGAAGUCUGCGGCCUGAAGUGGAGCACCGACCACCAGCUCCUGGCCUCGGGAGGCAACGACAACAAGCUGCUGGUGUGGAACCAUUCCAGCGUGCUUCCGGUCCAGCAGUACACAGAGCACUUGGCUGCGGUGAAGGCCAUAGCCUGGUCUCCACAUCAGCACGGACUCCUGGCCUCAGGCGGAGGGACGGCAGAUCGCUGCAUCCGAUUCUGGAACACGCUCACCGCCCAGCCGCUGCAGUGCGUCGACACGGGCUCGCAAGUCUGCAACCUGGCCUGGUCCAAGCACACCAACGAACUGGUCAGCACACAUGGUUACUCUCAGAAUCAGAUCCUGGUGUGGAAAUACCCUUCUCUCACUCAAGUCGCCAAGCUAACUGGUCAUUCCUACAGAGUGCUCUACCUGGCCAUGUCUCCUGACGGUGAGGCAAUAGUCACGGGGGCCGGGGAUGAAACACUGCGCUUCUGGAACGUAUUCAGUAAAACACGGUCAACGAAGGAAUCCGUAUCAGUGCUAAACCUCUUCACCAGAAUACGGUAGUGAUGUGGACAAGAACGUCAUCCCAUCAGAACUUUCAUAUUUUGCAAAAACAAAACUGUUCAUUGAGGCUUUUUUUUUGUGGUACAGUUAAAAGCAAGGAGGACUGAGUUAAAGCAUUAUCUGUUAUUCUUCGUUUACAAAAAAAAACAAAAAACAACAAACAAACUGUGGGACUUGAAUUGGCACUGCCAUCUGCAUUCAGUUUGAAUGUUAUUUUUACUAUUAAUGUACAGUUUAGUUCAUGUUUUUUUUAAUU